AUGAACGUCAAGCUGGCAAGAGCAGACCUCUCUGUCCCCACGCCCACGGUGAGGUGGCGUACGCUGUCGCAGUGGCCGGAGCAGCAGCUGCUGGGAAUGGUAUCUUGCGCGCUGGCGCUGCUCGGUUCGCGGCUCUUGGGCGCUCCUGAGCUGGCGCCACUGACGCAGGCGCCGUCGUCGCAGCAGGUGCCGCCACUGACCAUCCUGCUGGCGCUGCUGCCCAUACUGGCGCCAGCCGUCCUGCUCUACGUGCACACCGCUCGCCGGCUGCUGCGCACCUGCGCCCUCACCAGGCACCGAAUCGAUGAAAUACGUAGCGACAUGCACCUGAUCCACAAGGAACGCGGCCUGUCGGCGAGGGACAGCGCGUGGCUGUACUCUGUGUCGGUGCGGCGGCUGAUCUACACGGAGGGCUCGGCGCGCACGGCGGCUGGCGGAGACGCCGGCAGCAGCCGCAGCGUGGGCGUGCCGCCGCGGCUCAGGCCCUGCUCCGCGAGGCGCUGA
Schistocerca gregaria is the source of this 504-nucleotide messenger RNA. RefSeq lists its product as uncharacterized. The record is from RefSeq and is a predicted model, not a curated record. The transcript is spliced from 3 exons. Lineage: Eukaryota; Metazoa; Arthropoda; Insecta; Orthoptera; Acrididae. The coding region runs from base 1 to 504 and encodes 167 amino acids.